Silurus meridionalis is the source of this 2882-nucleotide messenger RNA. Its product is annotated as serine protease FAM111A-like. NCBI's taxonomy places the organism in Eukaryota, Metazoa, Chordata, Actinopteri, Siluriformes, Siluridae. The record is from RefSeq and is a predicted model, not a curated record. Bases 72 to 1931 code for a protein of 619 amino acids. The transcript is spliced from 3 exons.
CGCUGACGCGAGCUUCUGUCUACGUCUCGGGUAAAGUGUGAAGCGCGCGCGGGUUCUGUUCUGAGUCAAGAAUGCAAAACUACUGUAAAGAGGAAGGAGAGAAGAGUGGAUGGGACAUGAAACCCUCUCAGAUAAAAACAGAAGAUCGUGGACACAUACUGAGGUUCAAUUACAAAAGCGAUAAGUAUGAAGUGAGCUAUAAUGUUCAUCUGACCGUCCAUGAGAUUCUUCAAACAAACUCCACAUUUAAACGCAUCUGUGAGAAAUGGGGGAAAGAGAAGGAACUAGUCAUAAGGAGAGAGAAAAUGUCUAGAGCUGCCAUCACACCAGACUUCCCCAGCUUUCUCCUCGACAGCAACGAGCUUCUGGACAUCAUGUUCAUGAAAUCUGAUGGAAACAGCCAUCCAGCGAAGAUGAAGACACGCACUGAUUAUUCACAUGACAACUUGGUUAGUUUCUACAUCAGGACUAAAGGUGAUGGUGAUAAUAUCCAAAAGCUGAUGAAGAACUAUGAAUUAGGGAAAAGAGUGGAUUACGUGUGUGUGUGGGCAGUGAAAGACGAAAAGGUGAAAGUGGCACUGAAGCGUGAUAGAAGAUUUAACAGUGUGAUCUUCAAAAAAGGAAUCCUCUUCGAGCAGGAGAGCGAGAGCAAAACAGAUCUGUCUAACCUCGUUAAUUAUCUGGAUGGAAAGUGUUUUCGGGUCCGUGUGUCACCUCAUCCCCCCGGCAGCCAGGAGUCAAGUCAGGAGUUAAAUGAAGAGUUAAAUGAGGAGUCAAGUCAUAAGUGUGAAACACAGAAGAAUAUUAAAAGUGAAGUUCCUGAUACUGCUCAGGAAACGAACCCCAAUGGAGAUUCCACCAAGUGUAAAGAGAAGAAACCAGAGACACCAAUGAAAGAAACAAAGUCUACAAAACACUCAGACAUAAGAGCGAUCCCAAAUUCAGAGGAGAUCCUGAACCUUCUCCGAGCUCAGCAUAAAGAAUUGAUAAAGAUUCUGAAAGAACGAAAGAAUCUGAAGAAUAAUGCUGAAGUGGAGAAGUUCUUCAGACAAGAGUAUGAUAAAAGUGUUCAGAGCUUUUCCGAGGUGAAGAGAGUGAGAAAGCUGUUGGAGAUGUCCAACUCCGUCUGCCAGAUCCGCAGUGAUGGUAGUCCCAUAGGAUCGGGGUUUCUACUCUUUGGUAGAUUUGUUCUCACCAAUGCUCAUGUUGUUGGAGAUUUAGUCUCUAAUUCAGCAAAACUGAAAAAGCGUCUGACAGCUGUGUUUGGAUUUGAAGAUCUGAACAAUGCAGGAAAUGAGGAAACUGUGGAGGAGAACGUUAUAGCUUACUUGAAGAGUAAAGAUGACAUAGGGAACCCUCUGGAUUUUGCUUUGCUGGAACUGAGCAAGGACGGUUCUGACCUGAAACUUCCUGAACUGUUAGAUUAUUAUAGUCAUCCUUCCACCAGUGGUGACAUCUGCAUUAUUGGACACCCAGAUGGUGGAAUCAAACGUAUGGACCCCUGUUUUAUUAUCCCAAAGCAGGACAUUCAGCAAGAAGCCAUGGCACACCUUCAUCACAACUCACAUGUUAAUAUGUGUCAUGUCUUGACACAACGCUGCCUGCAGGAUAAUCCUCUGUAUCAUUCCUACAUCCCUUACCAUUCCUGUUUCUUCCAUGGAUCUUCUGGCUCACCAGUGUUUGAUGAGUCCUGCAGCCUGAUUGGUGUCCACACCGGGGGUUAUGCUUACGAAGAAGGAAAGAGAACGAGGAGUGUGAUGGAAUUUGCCCUGCCACUGUUCCCUGCUCUGGUUCACAUCUUCACACAGUGCAGUGAGUUAAAAAGAGAUGAUGUAGUUCAGUAUUUUGAGCAGAAAAGCAACAUGAGAGAUGUUCUACAAGAGGCAAAGAAACAGCUACAGGGAAAUCCUGAGCCCAUGAUCACUGACUGAUGAUGAUGAUGAUGAUGAUGAAAUCCACUUAAUCCACACCAAGUCACAUCACCACCACCACCAUCAUCACCACCUGACAGAAGAGUUCCUGAAAACUCAAACGCUGAUGUGUUCAGUAGACACUUCUGAAGAAAAAAUGCUGGAAUCAAGAGGAAAAUGAAUCUGAUAGACCAGUGAUUGGUUACUGCAUGUGUUCUUGGACUUCUCUUUCUCCCUCUGAACUUUCUCAUGACUGCUGAUGUUGAGAUGUUCAUAUUUACUCAUUUCACUAAUUUGACUUUUCUCUCUACUUUUAUGAUCCUCCAUUGUGCUUAAUCUUCAUUUUAGCAAACUAUGAGAAUAAAAUCACAUGUGGAAAAGAGAUGGGUUUCUUUUGAUGUUCUUCCUGCUUGACUGUAGGUCUGUGGGUCAUCUCCAUGUUGUUGGCAUGUUCCUGUGUGAGGUUCUGGUUUUGAAUUUACAUGUGGCAGAGGGUUAAAUCUGUUCACACUUUCAGGAUCAGUGAACAUGGAGCUCCAUUAAACCUUCAAAUAAAAUCAUCCACAAACAAAAACCCAUUUCUCCACACAGCGAGAACAAGCAGACCACCAGAAAGAACAAAAACACUCCAGACUUACAAACUCUGGUUACAGCAAGACGUCUUAAUCACGCUGCACUUUAAAACAGGAAGUGAGCUGAAAGUGAACAGGAAGUAGUUGUCAUGAGGUUAAAGUGAGUGUGUGUGUGUGUGUGUGUGUGUGUGUGUGUGAGAAACAUUUUCUUAUCCACACUGAAGCUUAUUUGGUGCUGAAAUGUCGACUUCCUCAGACUUUCUCCUGGAGGUAGAAGGUGUAGUCCAGCCUCCUGCUCACACUCACACUUCCUGUUUUCUCUAAACAGGAUCUCAUUAACAGCUUCAGUCUGAUACUCAGGUUCUGGUUCUCCACCUCAGGAAGCAACCAUGUGAGUAUG